CCUUCAGCCAUAAUAUAUAGGUAGGUACCUACCUACCCGAUCGCAAACAUUGGAACAACCUACAGCUUCACUAAUGCUGGAUCGAGAUACGAUGCGGACAACGACAACAUGGCAUCAAACAAUACUAAUAACAGCAACAACCAAUCCUUGACCCACGAACUUCUCUCGCGGGCUCAUAGUCCCGACAGUGUAACCCGCAUCUACUCCGAUAAGAUCCAACACAGGCCUCUUUUCCUUAAGCCCACCUCCCCACCUCCGUCCAACGCCCGCGACGCUCGACGCAGGACCCGAGUCGAGAAGCAAAAACGCUUGAAAGCCUUAAAGUCGAAACCUCUAUCAGCACGACAGCGACGGAAGCUUGGUCUCUACGACGUUCCCAAAUCAGGUCAGAAAUAUGCCGUAUUCGAGCCGCUGAACCAGCUAUGGCUAGGCUACAUCCGCGAGGUGCUUGGUAGCGAGCUAUACACUGGGGGGCAGGGCGCUGCAGCCAAACUAAGUGCUGCCGACUUCCAUGGUGCCAAGGUGGAAGUGUCGCGUAGUAAUUGUCCUAGUCGCGUUGGCAUACAAGGGAUUGUGAUCAAAGAUGCGCGCUUCGUCUUUGAAAUUAUUACUGCGAAGGACCAGAUAAAAACUGUACCAAAGGAGGGAACUAUGUUUCGCGUCAGCGUCCCUCCAUUGCAGCAAGAGCAUACUAUAGCCUCGGCCUCGGACCGGAAACCCUUUACCUUCGAGAUCCACGGGGAUCAGUUUCAGUACCGGUCGGCUGAUCGCGCGAACAAGAAGUUCAAGCCGCAUUUCCUGGAAAAGCUUUGAGAACCAAUAUUGAUUGGAUUUCGAACAGUUAUAUCAUACACCCACAUGAAUUAAGCCUUCAAGUGCACAAAACCGUGCGAUAAGGUCAUCACCCUAAGUUAUUUUGUGCGCCUACGCUACUACCAUUGUAAAGAUUCAAUGAUAUCCCAAGCUCGAGGGAUCUUCGAAAUAGGCAUGAGGUAUGCCCGAGCGAAGGCGCA
Messenger RNA from Daldinia decipiens, 1013 nucleotides. Its product is annotated as RNase P/MRP, p29 subunit. Gene Ontology annotation, biological process: tRNA 5'-leader removal; rRNA processing. NCBI's taxonomy places the organism in Eukaryota, Fungi, Ascomycota, Sordariomycetes, Xylariales, Hypoxylaceae. Gene Ontology annotation, molecular function: ribonuclease P RNA binding. The transcript has a single exon. Bases 109 to 813 code for a protein of 234 amino acids. The record is from RefSeq and is a predicted model, not a curated record. Gene Ontology annotation, cellular component: ribonuclease P complex; ribonuclease MRP complex.